GUGCCGCUGCAGCGUGGCUAUAAUCGCGAUCUGGGCCGUGGUGUCGUGGUCCACUCCGAAAGCGAUGAUGCAGGAGCACAAGUCCUUUCUGAUCAGAGACCUCCUGGGGGACGUGUUGGCCGACCGAGUGCAAGAAGACUCAGAGGACGAUUCGGCCGUCCACUCAGAUUCGGAGGACACCAUCGAUCCCGGCAGUAGUCCUUGCACGCGUCUAGGAAGUCCACCUCCGGCGCUUUCACCGUCGCCCGGCCUCGCGGGCACGUCCGGAAAGUCCUGCGGUGUGACCAGCAGCGCACCGCCGACCGGCAGGAAACCGCGAAGGCGACGUACCGCCUUCACUCAUGCCCAGCUGGCUUACCUCGAGAGGAAAUUUCGUUGUCAGAAGUAUCUGAGCGUGGCGGAUCGCAGCGACGUUGCCGACGCCUUGUCGCUGUCGGAGACCCAGGUGAAGACCUGGUACCAAAACAGAAGGACGAAGUGGAAACGGCAGAACCAACUGCGACUGGAGCAGCUGCGCCAUCAGGCCACUGUCGAGAAGGAGCUCCUGGUGCACGGGCUCCAUCACGGCAGCAUAGACGCUUAUUGUUCGCCCUACAAUACACAAACGCAAACCAGUCAUCCACCGCCGCCGCCGCCGCCGGCAGCGUCCACUGCCUCGACGGCGGCAUUUCUCUCCACGGCGGCCGCGCUCUUCCGGAAUGUCACCUACGUGCACGGCUGUCCGCUUUAACCCGCGCGAUUCCGAAACUCUCGGGGCGGCUUCUGGAUCAGCGCAACGGAAGAGAGAGACUCGGAUGGACCAUUCGUGUCGUGAGUGUCAGUAUACCUUGAAGUGUUGUCGCGCAGGUAUGCAUUCCCGAUGAUUUCGGGGAUUCCCGAAAUCGUUAGUGAGUUAGUUCGGGGGAUUUUUCAUUUCGACAGAAUUGCUUUGCGUAACAAGCGACACGCGUAUACGGAGAGAAUGUCGUAGCCUUCUUUCAGCAUGUGAAAUCCUCCUUUCAGCUUUACCGCGUUUCUCUGGUAGCGCAGGGUGGAUAGAUACUGCAGGAUAAUAAAUUCAACUCUUGCGCUGAGGGAGAGAGAGUAACGUUUUCCAGAUAUUGUGCUUUCGUGAGCCAAGUGUGCACAUUGUUAGUUUUAAUUAACAAACCUGCCUUAAUCUUAUUAUUUCGAAGUAAGAGAAUCCUUAAGAAUAUUCUGCGAGGUCGCGCAAAAAUCGAAAUGCAAUGUAUGCUAUCGUUCUUCCCGAACGUUGACUCAAACAGAUGCACGGUAAAACAUUUUGCGUUGAAAAACGGUCCACUGAAAUUCUUGCGUUACUUUAAAAUAGGGAAUAUGUUAAAAUGUAUUAAAACAUUAAUAUAUGUUAAAUUAACAUACUCACCUUGUUAACAUAUGAAUCUUUGACGUAAUCACCUUGUUAAAGUGACAUAAACAUUUUCUUCAACCGUUUUGAACACAAAAUUUUUUACUGCCUGCAUAAAUGCCAACGCAAGGGGUUAAAGCAGAUUUCCAAUAGAAUUUACCUUGCUAAGGAACAUAUACAUAUAGUACGUUUUCCAGCAGUAGAUUGCAAUUCCUAAAAUAUAAACAGCCCGUACGAAAAUACGGAGGGAUAAUGAGUUAAGGUAGAAUGUCGAUAUGUUCCUCGGUUGCAAAAUUCUGUAGUGAUUUUUAUCGUAAAAUUUCCUCCCUCCCUGUAAUGAAUGAGCAACACGCAAAAACGAUGUUCGUGCACACUGGGUUCUUUCCUUUUCCCAUAACUCAAGUGGUGGUACCUUUCGAACUCGCGUUACGUUUGAAAUUGAUACAUCGUUCGUAUCUGAAAGCGAUUGGCGGGGCGAUUGAGAUAAUAACCGAUCCGCGUGUCGUUGAAUCUUCAGCGCGUCGGACGUCGUGAAGAUUUCCCCCUGUGCUCGGCGAAAGUUCAGUCGGCGAUCGUUUCUCCCACCGUUUUCCCUUUACAUGCGAGGCGUUAAUCGGGGAGAUUCACGUAAACGUUGUAAAUAUGUAAUUACGGAGCCGAGUUGGUCGGUCGUAGCCGAUUAAUUUUCGACAGCUGAAUUCGACGGGAGCUUCGUGGAGGCUUGCAUCUCCGAUUUGUAGGAAUACCCGAAUCGGCGUCAUCGUAAAAAAAAAUGUACAGAAAGGUCUAUUCUGAACUCACUUUUAGCAAUGAAAGUGUCUUAAAUGCGGCUUCUCAGCUAAUCAGGUAACUUCUGAUACCGCUUUUACAGACACUUUUAUAUAAAAAUGAGUUCGAAAGAAAGGUUGCAGCAUUUUUGCCUCGAUGGAGAAUUUCAGAACACAUCCGACACCCAGUAAGAAAAUUUAUCCUUGGAGGAUUACUAAAAAGCAACUUCUCCUGUUGGAAACCGAACGCGUUCUGAAAUUCAUUCGGGGCGAAAUUGUUGCAACCUUUUUUGCAUAUACGAUGUGUAAGUUUUAUUCGAUCUCGUCGUACAGAUGCAGAUUUAGUAUCACGUUCUUCGGGAAGAUGAACGAAUGGGGAUCAGCUACUUUUCGUCGUAAACGAGAUGAAAUCGUGCUACGACUUGGUAAUAUAAACUGUACCCUAGAAGAGUCCGCUCGAUCAACGAUGGGCGAUUUGAGCGAAUUGCGCGACUUAGCGGCAGGAUGAGCUCGUAGCUACUUUAAUAAUCUUAGAUCGAAUAAUGAUAAUGGUGAUUAUAAUAUUCAAAUGUGCAAUGUUCGAGACGACACGUGAGUGAGUGCAUCAGGCGCUACCGAACUCUCGUCCUCACUAAUUCAGUUGACCAUCGUUACUCGCCGCCAACGAUCUGUCGAGCAAC
This is a messenger RNA of Dinoponera quadriceps, 2813 nucleotides long. Its product is annotated as homeobox protein GBX-1. NCBI's taxonomy places the organism in Eukaryota, Metazoa, Arthropoda, Insecta, Hymenoptera, Formicidae. Gene Ontology annotation, molecular function: DNA binding; DNA-binding transcription factor activity, RNA polymerase II-specific. The coding region runs from base 65 to 730 and encodes 221 amino acids. Gene Ontology annotation, biological process: regulation of DNA-templated transcription. The transcript has 3 exons. The record is from RefSeq and is a predicted model, not a curated record.